This is a messenger RNA of Cyclocybe aegerita, 1956 nucleotides long. The record is from the annotation of a GenBank genome assembly. NCBI's taxonomy places the organism in Eukaryota, Fungi, Basidiomycota, Agaricomycetes, Agaricales, Hemipholiotaceae.
AUGACCGCUGUGAACGUCCACCACGAACACCGCCUUCCCGCCCCGCUGGAUUUGGACGACGACGAUGCCUUCGGCGCAGAGGACGAGAACCCCGCGAGCAUGCCGUAUGUGUUCUCCCCUGACGCCAUCCGCGAAGAGAUGUCCAGGAAUAUGCCCGACUCUGGGGUUGAGGUUGAAGGCUGGGGCGAUGGCUACUCGACGGCGUCGACGGGCGGGUUCUUCACCGCACAGAAUACGUCGGUGUCGACGAUUGAUAUUGGCCCUAAUGGCACCCACACGCAUGGAUUCGGCUCACAGAGACGGUCACCCUCGCCCGACUCUGCAUCGCUCUCGUCACAUUUCUCGCAGGUGGAUUUGACAUCUCCCUCGGACGAGCAGCCUACUCAAGAGCUCCCAAGCCUUUCGGACGUGUACACCAAAACGAAUGGGAUUGAGAACGGGAAUGGAAAUGUUGAUCACUCUAAUACCACAGUCCGUGAACGUGCCAGCUUGAAGCCUGCUGCACUAGAUCUUGCCCCAACAUCCACACCUCCUACACCUCCGCCUCACGACUACACUGAGAAUGACGCUCGAACACCUACGUCUGCACCUGUACAUCAAAGCCCGAACUCGCCUGACGUUUCAGAGCCGUCGCCUAGCUUCCAUUCACCCGCUACCUCCACACCCUCCACCUCACCCGUAGUUGCAGCAGCGGCCGCAGCUGCUGCGUCCACCUCCCUCCCCGCUAUAGCAACUACCGCAGCGCAGUCUUCGUCGGGUAACCUACUAACGGAAAAGCCUCUAGGGCACCGGGCACACCGCUCCAUGGGUCCAAGCAUGUUCGAGAAAGUCAGAAGUAGAACACGACCGACCUUCCUACCUCCAAAACCUCGAGAAGAGGACGAUAAGCAUUUAGCAGUUUGGCAACAGAUGAUGAAGCAGAGUCGGAUGGCUGCGGAGAAGCGUCGUAAGGCCCUUCAAGAACGGCGGCUGGCCCGAGAGAAAGCCAUCGAAGAAACACUACACAUAUGGGAGAGAGAAAUCCUCCCUGACUGGCGGAUGGUACACAAGAACCCCCAGCUGCGGAAACUCUGGUGGAAAGGGAUACCGACGAAGCUGCGCGCGCCUCUGUGGGAAAAGGCGGUGGGUAACGAACUAGCUCUGAGCAAAGAUCACUAUCGCAUCUGUCUAUCACGAGCGAAACGUGCACUUUCGUCUGGCGUCUUCCCGCAGGCUACAUUAGACCUGAUUGACCAAGACAUGGAGUCGACAUUACCCGCUUUACACAUCUUCCACAAGGAGAAUGGUCCGCUAUAUGGCGAGCUCAAGGACAUGCUUUGCGCCUGGGUCGUUGCAAGAAGUGACGAAGGCCUUGGAUACACGAUGGGUGCUGCGAGGAUAGCAGCGAUGUUGUUGAUCAACAUGCCGAGUCAGCAGGGCUUCGUCGUAAUGCGGAAUCUCCUGGAACGACAUUUACUUAGAAGUUUCUUUGGUGGAGAGCGGUCUAAGGAUGAUGUAGAGGCAUACUACAGAAUAUUUGACACCAUGCUCGCCGAUGGAAUGCCGAAAAUUUAUUUCAAUUUUAAGCAACACCAGAUUUCACCUGGGGCAUACCUACCUGACUGGCUUCUACCACUGUUUCUCGACCACCUACCUUUUGAGGCAUGCGCACGAAUAUGGGAUGUAUUGCUACUGGAAGGUGACUCAUUCCUUUACCGAGCAUCUCUCGGAAUUCUCGCGGUUCUGGAGCCACGCCUCUUCUUCCCCGAGAGAAAGGAGUUACUCGAGCUUCUGAAAGGCGACAACAAGGCCGCGAUCGAGGUUGCGAAGCGCGAAGGGCAGGCGCUUAAUGGCGGGAAGUACGAGAUUUACGGGGUCGAUGAGGAGACGCUGUGGGACCGCAUAGACAGCAUGGAUGACUGGUGGAAGGAGACGACUUGGACGCGGCUGAUACAGCGAGAGUUGCCUGAUCUGUAG